Messenger RNA from Sturnus vulgaris (Common starling), 1136 nucleotides. RefSeq names its product butyrophilin subfamily 1 member A1-like. The record is from RefSeq and is a predicted model, not a curated record. NCBI's taxonomy places the organism in Eukaryota, Metazoa, Chordata, Aves, Passeriformes, Sturnidae. Gene Ontology annotation, molecular function: protein binding.
AUGGCUUUCUUCCUCAAACCACGGCCAUGCACAUGGCACCUUGCCCUGGACUACCACACUGCCAAACAGUUUGAAGUGGAUGUAACGCUGGAUCCAGCCACAGUGGGCCCAGAGGUGAUCCUCUCUGAGGACCUCAAAGAAGCCACCUGGGGCACACCUCGAUGCCAGUGGCCAGCGGGUCCAGGGCGGUUUGACACAGACCCGUGCAUGCUGGGCAGCGAGGGCUUCACCUCGGGCCGCCACUACUGGGAGGUGGAGGCCAAUGGGCGCUUCUGGGCCGUGGGGGUGGCCCGUGAGUCGGUGCAGAGGAAAGGCCGGGUCCUCUUCAAGCCCAACACGGAAAUCUGGGGCUUGCAGAAGUAUGAUGAGCUCUGCGUUGCCCUCACAGCUCCAUCCAACACCUCUGUCCCACUCCUCAAUGGGGAGAUUGGAGUCUACCUGGACUACGAGGUGGGACAGGUCUCUUUCUACGCCGUCAGCAGCCGCCAACGCAUCUUCACUUUUCCUGUGGCCUCCUUCCGUGGGGAGAGGGUCUUCCCCUAUUUCUGCGUGCUCCUCUCAACCAUUAAACUGUCCCCCAAGGGCUGAUGACCUGGAAGGAUCCUCUCAAAAGCUGAUUACAUCAUAGUGGUUGGAAAUCCUUGUUAAUGCGCCUCAGCUCUUAUUUUCCAAGUCUUGGAGGCAUUUCUAACUCAGUUCAUGGUCCUACCUCCAUCUUAAAUGUAUCUGUUUUGAGUUAUGUCCAGGGAGGUUUGGGUCUGAGCUCAGCAUGACUCAUCUCAAGUUGUUAAAUUCAUCCAAAGCUCAUUAACAGGACAUGGGCUUCCCCGAGCUUGUUUUGAGCUAAAAACUUUGCUUUUUAUCCCAAAUUCAGCUUCCUCUGAAGGUUCCUUUCACUGACCUCAGUGCCUAUGAUUGGCUGGGCUCCCAGCACAGAUUAAAAAUCUUAAAUGUUGCAGGCUUUGUAUUAAUAUCAGCCACUAUACGUCAUAUUAAAACUGAUUUUGUCAUCACAAGGAUGUGGUCACACCCACUGCCCCCACUCUUUUCCUCUGCUGUUCCCUAUGCUUGAGAUGUAUUUCCAAAUACUCAGCAUGUAAAUAUGCUCAGAAUAGAAUAAAUUUCUUUUUCUCUAA